AAUGGAAAGAGAUUUUCUUCUCUUUGUUGCUUCAUGCUUGUGAGUUGUGAGAGAUUCAACUGGGUUUUGGUAACACGUAACUAAUCUGUGGUUAAGCUAAUCUAAUUUUUGUUGGCAUUAUAAUUGUUCCACGCGCCAUAGAGAUCCAUUCUCGUGCAUAAUUCGUCCCAGCAAAAAUGAUGUCUCCAGGGAAAGUCUCUGAAGAUCGGGGAUCUCCCCAUUUCAGGCACACCCCUUUACAGAUAAUCCAUAUUAUUGGCAACCUCUUGAGAAUAUGGUCAGUUUAUUCCAUGUACCGCUACUUGACUCAGACGGGAGCUCCAGUCAUUCUUUUUUUGUUCUGUUGUCUGAUACCAGCAUCCAUCCUUUUUUUAAUACUGCAAAAGCCUUGGAAGGGCAGGCCACUCUCAAAUCAACAGGUGGUGCCUUCUAUAAUAAACGGUGGCAUAACAGCUUUAUACUUCAUCAUGUGGGGAAAAGGCCUCAAAUCAUGUGGACCAGUCAGAGCUAUAUUGGCGGAGUAUUCUGGUGCUGUUCUUGGAGUAUUAUCUGCAGUAUUAUAUGGGCGGAGGGGCAAUGUUUGGAAGAAGGUAGGCGGCCUUGUUGCAAUGUUGGCAUCUUUCUACUUACUAGCUCAAGGGUGGGCCAUGGCGACAUACUCCCCAUUUUCAUUUAAAGAUAGCCCUGAUGCUGAGGUUCAGACAGAACAAGUGUUGGGUGUGACAGAAAUGGUAGUUCCUAUUUUUGCUGGAGUCUUAUCGGCAUUGAGAAGGGUGAUUGCCCGGCGUGUGUCUCUCAAGAAUCAACUUAAAAGACGGCUUCAUGCUAUAACUAUUGCUUCUGCAACAUGCUUUCUAUUUCCUGUGGCCAUGUGGGACAUGAUCAUAGGAUCACCUUCUGGUAGCAGUGUGGAGUUGCCAUUCUCAGCUUGGGCUUUUUUGAGCACUAUUCUCUUUGGAGUUAUCUUGAUAUUCUAUGUUGACAGUAUUGCAGAAGAAAGAUUACAUAUGGUUUUCUCUUCUCCGAGGCAUUUAAUGGUAGCUGGAGGAUGCAUCAUCGUCAUGGAGGUUGUGUACAAAAUGGACUUCUCUCUACCAGGCUUCCUAAUUUGCUGCUUACUUUUAGGCUUUGGGAUAUAUGAGGCAACUUCUUUGGAACGUACAAAGAAAGAUUCUGUUCAAAAUCCCAAUCUAUCAAAUGGGGUGUUAGACGACGAAAACCAAGUGUCUCCGCUUCCAAUUUGAACUGGAGUCCAGGGGCCAAGGAUUACACAUCACACAUUGAAACUGAAUAGACAAAAAAAAAAAUCACUAUGCACUGGGAGCACAAUAACAACAAUGUGCCUUUGAAUUUUGAUAUAUGGGAAACUUAUGGCGUGCAUAUGUAAUGGGUGAAAAGUUAAGAGUAGACUGCUGUUGUAGUGUGUUGGUUUGGGUGAGGGAGUUUAUGAAUUUCUCAUCUCUGACCACUCUAUAUUUUCGUGCAGUUGUCAAUUUUUGAGUUUAUUUAUAUCAAAACUCAAAAGGAAAAUUUGUUGUGUUGGGGAUAUGUUGAUUCUUUAUAACCAGAUGGUGCGUAGCAGGAAGCAACAAAUAUAUCUUGCAUCAGUCACUGGGAACUACCAGUCAAAUACUUGAUUUUUGAAAUGCUCUGACACACCCCAAGCAAACUGUUGGUUGUUCGGAUGUUGAGGUGGCUUCGUUAUAUUGGUCCAUACAGUUUAGAUGGUUAAGAUUUACACUUACCUGCUGAAGGAAUAGGCCUGUACCAAUCUGAGAGGAGUGAGAGAUAAAGAGUGCUUUCUCUUACAAUUAAAUUGUUGAACAUUAACGCUACCGACUUUCUUGUUAACCAAUGGAAUUCUCUUGUAAUGGUGGUAGUCCUUUUUAU
This is a messenger RNA of Corylus avellana, 1890 nucleotides long. Its product is annotated as zinc transporter. NCBI's taxonomy places the organism in Eukaryota, Viridiplantae, Streptophyta, Magnoliopsida, Fagales, Betulaceae. The record is from RefSeq and is a predicted model, not a curated record.